Molecule: messenger RNA, 1833 nt
Organism: Prorocentrum cordatum
Lineage: Eukaryota; Dinophyceae; Prorocentrales; Prorocentraceae
Source: the annotation of a GenBank genome assembly
AUGGUGCCGCCGCCUCCGCCAUGGCCAGGUACUCAGAGGAGGUUUCGCGAGGGGGCACAGCAGACGCAGGACUCGAAGGUCAAGUGCUCGGCUUGUUCGCGCUGGGCUUGGACGAGUAAGUUGCAGAUGUAUCAGAACACGUGCCUGUGUGGUGCGCCCUUCAGCAACCUACCUCCUCCUGAGGCGGGUGACGGGGAAGGGGCGGGCCCGAAGGCAGCGAAGGGUAAGGGCAAUGGCAAGCACUUGCAGCAGCAGGCCGCCCUCGAGGUGCAGCUAGAGGCCGUCAUCAAGGGAGGCGGCUCCGAGCAGGCGAAGGCGGCCCAGGCGCUGCUGGAUGCGACUCGUGCUGCAGGAAAGAAGUCGGAGUCGGCGCAACCCAUCACUCAGCAGGUGACGGCGGCGGCGUCGAAGGUGCAGAAGGCCCAGACAGCGUUCGAUAAGGCGCAGUCUCAGCAGCUCAAGUUGACGAUGGAACUUGAGAAGUGCAAGGGUACUUUGCAGGAUGCAGCAGCCACAUUGGCCCGAGCGGAGACAGAGAGGGCCAGGCUUUUCCGCUCAAUGGUGCCUUCGGUGGAGGCUCAGACUACUGCACAGGCGGGGGUAUCCCCUAACACCAUCGAUUUGUCGGCGCUGAUGUCUGCCCAGGCGGUGGACGAGUCCAUGUUCACUCUGUCGUUGGGCGAGGAAUUCAGUAAUGCGGAUGGGCUCAUUCCCCCAUCGGACGUCGCUGAGUUGGACAAGCGCAAGAAGGCGGUGAUGGAGGCGCUGAUGCACACCCUGCGUACCACUUUCGGCGAGGCUCACGACAAGCUGGAGGAGCAUAAGGAGAAGCUCGCGGAGAUGCGCGAGAAGAUCACCAAGAGGCGCAGGGAGAACUCCCCUGGGCCACCGCCUGUCGCUGGGGCAGGCGCCGCUGCUGGGGCAGCCGCGGCCCCUGCAGGCGACGCCGCUGCGCAGGCUGCGGGUCAGGCGCCUGCGGUGCCUGCAGCGGCUACGGCGCCAGCGGCCGCCCCUGGUGGGGAUGCGCCCGCAGCGGCGACCGCGCCUGGAGCACCUGAUGCAGUGGGGGCUGCCCGUCUGGCGGCCAUUGAGUCCAAGUUGAAGGAGGAGGCGGAGGCGUUGUUGGCCACAGCGAGGGGCGAGCCCGCCUUUGCCGCGUGCAAGUUCGGCCCCUACAUGUUCGCCGUCGAGGCUGGCUACAUUGGCAUGCUCUCUGCGGCUUACGAGUCGAAUGGUAAGUCCAAGGCAGGAGGUAUUACCAUGGGCACCCUUAAGAAGUACAAGGCGAAUGCUGCUAAGCUGGCCAAUGUCGGCACUUUGGUUUCUACGAUCCAGGGGCCAUGGCUGGCCAUCGGUGAUUGGAAUAUGACGCCAAAGGAGUUGGCUAGCACAGGCUGGCUGGCCAUGGUCAACGGUGCGAUCAUCACCCCCACCAACACGGAAUAUACCUGCGCGCUGGGCUCGGGGCGAAUGUUGGAUUACAUGGUUGCGUCUCAACACGCGGUACUUUGGGUCGAGUCGUUGUUGGCGGAUUUCCAGGCGGUCGAGGAGGCGGGGAAGGCUCACUACGGUCUUGAGCUUCAGCUCAACUUCGACGCCAGUCGGGCCAGAGCUUGGAUCAUGCGGCGUAAGCUGAGUAUCAAGAGCCCUCCGCCCUUGCAGUAUUCCCUCUAUGGUGAGGACGAGGACGAGUUUUUCACGGACGAGGAAGAAACGGAUGUCCCUGAUGAUAACGACGAUGAGCAGGUGGCCGUCGCGGAGUCUGAAUUGGACACCUACGCUUCCAUCCAGGCAGAGUGGUCUGCUGAGGCGAAGGACUUACUGUGGCAGCAG